Symbiodinium sp. CCMP2592 is the source of this 8778-nucleotide messenger RNA. Lineage: Eukaryota; Dinophyceae; Suessiales; Symbiodiniaceae. The record is from the annotation of a GenBank genome assembly.
AUGAUUUGGGGCUCGCGGUUCGUGGGUCUCCUCAUCUUCUGCAGCUUUGGCACCGCAUAUCAGGGAACCCGCGAGUCACCGGCGGCUCCGGAGACAGCGGACACAAGCCAGGUUCGUUUUGAGGGCCUGGCUGAGUGGCAUCCAACAGUACAGCAGGAAAGCUAUACUCAGCUCGUGCAGAGCACUGGACCAUCACCACAGUGCCAGCCGGCUACCUAUUCAAGCAAGGCUUCGCCUUUGGAAAGGAACAAUGGCCAGUCGUGGUGGACAAAGCGGCUGGUGGUGCGAGCAUUGCAAUCGCCAGAACAAGCAAGGAGCCAACUUCUGUCCAGGGUGUGGCAGAGGCUGGAGUCCCUGGCAGAUGCCCUACACGGCUCCUGGCAAGGGGUCGCAGUGGCAAGAUUGGUGGACAAUGGCAAGGGCAAGGGCAAGCCGCCCGGGCCCAAAGGGGGCAAAGGCAAGACCGAACCCCCACCGACGGCUCCAUCCAUCGAGGGCCUGCCCGCAGCGCCGUCCGCCCCGGCGCUUGCAGCACCCAAGAAGCCGGCGGCCGAGGCAACACCGGCGCCGGAGAAGACGCAGUUGGAGGCACUACUGGGUCUUUUGGUCAACUCGGCUGUGCCUCUUCCGGAUGGGGUUCAGCAAAUGGUGCAAGACAUGCAACAAUCCAGCUCCCAGGCAUCGGCCAAGGUGCUUCACAGAGCUGUGACGGAUCAGUCAAAGGCUCGUCAGGCCCUGGCUCGCAUUCGGCUACAGCGGUCCACCUACAUGGAGGCCUGGAGAGACUACCUUGUGCAGCUAUCUGCACUCCUCGAGCAGCAACUGCAGGAGCAGACGACCAUCCUGCAGAGCUUCGACGAACACGAGACCCAGUGGAUCGGCAUGGAAAGCCAAGCGACGGUGCAGCUUUCCAAGCUGACCAGUGGGGACAAGGAAGCCCCAGACUCGAUCGAGGGGACCGAGCGAGAUGCGGAGAUGGCAGAGCAGCAGGUGGACAAUGCCAUCGAGACGGAGCAGCGGCUUCGUGCAGCAUCGGGCGAAGGCCAGGAAGCCACCAAGAAGAUGAUCGCGGCUCUCUCGGAGAUGAGACAGAACGCAGAAGAGCAGAUCCGAGCUCACACCAGAGAGGGCUCGCGCACACCCCGCCGCACUCCUUUGAUGGACCUCACCGGCGAGGACAAGAGCGAGGAGAACGCCGAGGACAAGAAGGAUGGACCCAAGCAGGCAUCCAAGUUCCAGCUGGGACUCCCUGGCGGGGUUGAGCCACAUUCCAUUAUUCAGGACCGGACUUACGUCGGUCCACAUGCGUGCAGGUUGCUGGCUAUCAUGCUAAGGUUUGAGACGGCUCUUGCUUGCAGUGGUGUUUGCGGCCACUCCAUUUGGGAGGAUGGCCGCAUUUCGGGAAGUCGGUGGCCAGUGCCUGUCGAUCUCGACAGGGCGGUUGCCACAGCCAAGUGGGAGCUUCUGCUUCGUGUUCCUAUUUGGGAAAAUGACGCUGAGAAAGACCUAGGGUGCGGGUUGAUGCCUCAGAGCUGGCACUGGCUAAGACAGGGCCUCCGGUCACUCGAGACCAUCCCACAAAAUGCAAUGAGGACGCUAGUUUCCUCGGACUUGUACAGACCUCGAGGGCAUGGUAGGGCGCUUUUCGUGCAGCUUUCCACUCUCCCGCUUUCCCGGGACCACGCACCUGUUGCCGCCGCCAACCUCGAUGCCCUGUCGCAGCAUGUGCCACAUGAGCUGAGCACUGCAACCAGUCCUUCUUUUGUCACGGUCGCCAAUUUUUGUCCUCGCGCUGUCUCUCUGCCGAGAGACAGCCCCCGCCUUUGCAACAUUUCUGCGACAGGCGACCAGUGCCUGGCAAGCCGUAGCUGCCUUCUCAGGCAAAAGAAGUAUACCACAGCCCGAGUGCAUUUUGCAUCGCAGGAGCUGCCCUCAUGCAACACGCCCACAGGAUCAGGCCCCACUGAGCCCUCGACGAUUGUGCCCCCUGGAGAGAUCACACCGCCGAGUGCCAAAGCCAGCGCGGCUUCCGCCAGAAGCCCAGGACAAAUUGCCUUGUUCAGGGCAGAGGCAAUCCAGGUAUAUCCUGCUGAGGUCCGUGCUGCUCCUAUCUUUAGCUCGCCGGCUCACUUGUUUUCCUGGGGGUCCGGGGCUAGGUCUGGGAGGUUCACGGUUUUCGACCAUGUACGCCACGUCACGACAGAGCGAUGUCUGCCUGCAGCCAGCCUGGCCGAUAUGAUUGCCUUAUCGUUGUCGGGCCUGCCUUUCACAGCCUCGGGGGUAGUCAUUCUCGCACACACACUGCCUGGCCUUCCCUUGCCCCAACUCGUUUUCAUCGAACAGGGAAGGACCCCGACAGAGCUUCCAAUUCCUUGGGAUCUCCGUGGCAUUGGGGAACGCAUUGUCACUCUCAGGCAUAGCAGUGGCGACCAACGCGACCUUGCUCUUCAGGCAGUUCAGCCGCAUGUGCAGCAGCCGAUUGACCUGAACAACGAGCUUGAACGAGGGUCACUUCACCUACAGGAUGCACUGGGACCGGUGCAACAGACCCUACAAGUCAACCUCCAUGCAAUUCAGCACUUCAGGCUGUCGCGGACCGCCGAGCUUGCUGUUGCGGUUUGGGACUUUAGUGGGUUAGUUGAUGAUAGGCCCGGACCCGAUAGCGCGGCCCCAGUGACCACUACCACUACCACUGCUGUUCGGGUCACGCCCAUGCUGGUGCAAUAUCCGAGCUGCCGACUUGUAUUGAUGAGGGGCAACAUUGGGUACUCAUGCGUGCUCACCAACCAGCAGCAUCUUGUUGAUGCCGCCAUGUGGCGUUUGAUACAGCAGCAUGGCUCUGACGCGCCAAUCAGCGAUGAGGCACAAAUCGUGCUGGCCGCCGCCCAGCCUGCACGUCAAGGACCGUACCAAGAUGUAGUCUGUCUCCUGCUGGAAGAUCCCGAUGACGUGACGGUCCUCUGGGACGGUCGAGUCCACCAGAGCGUUGUACAGACUAGCACGUACUCCGCCUUCCAGCAGACUCAGCUCGUGCUUACACCACAGUGGCAAGAAGCUGGAUGGCGACUCGCGGUGAACGGAGUACCCGAUGCACACAUGCCGCGCACCUUGAGAAAUGGAGAUCUUAUCACUCCCUUUCGAUGCAAUCAGGUCCCACCGGUUGUUCCACUCGGAUGGCCACUGGCGCACUUUCCGCUGCUACGGCCCUAUGCCUUGCCUAUCAGCAUCACUGCCAGCGAUAGGACCUUCAUUCGGGGUUUGAGGCUUAGGCGCCUUCAGAUGGGCCUCCAUCUCAUCCAAGAGGGAUCCGUUACGGUUUAUGGCCCGGCCCAUGCGGAGCUUCAUCUUUACACAGGCCUGCACUCCGUGCCCACCUGGGAACAGGCUCUUGCGGCCGUACGCAGAGUACAGGGAGUGCCGGGGUUGCUUGACUUCACCAUCACCCCCCUAACCGCACCCAAUGCAGUUGUUUUGGUGAGCUCCACGCCCAACUGUGCGCAACAUACAAUUCUUGUGCCGGCGCCGGGCUAUCCCUGUCAGUUCCUCCCGCUCAUGGUGUCCGCCCACACGAGACACCUACGAGGCGUUCCUGCCGAUGCAGGGGUUGUACUCGUGCCACAGCGUGGGCUAGCUAGAGGGGAUGUCUUGGUUGCUAGGGCCUCUAAUGCUGCGUUCUUUGCAGAUUCGGACAGCUCCAUGGACGAGGACACGUCAGCUCUUCUGCAGGUGAGCGCUGCCAACAUCCCUGCUCGGAUCUCAGGAAAGUUGGCAGUGAGCGCUGGCGAGCCGCGGCACUCUCUUCGGCCGAAUCGGGAGUCACAAGCUGAAGGUGACGCUGUGCGCACGACAACCCACAACUGUCCCGUGGUCACCCCCUUCGGCAGAAGGAGCCUUCCCGCGCAAAAGGCCGUCACAGAGGCCGGUCGCACCUCUGUUCGCCUUUCUGAAUGCUUGCCGCUGCAACCCAGCACUGACGUUGAUGGGCCUCCACAGAGACAAGUCAGCUUACAGUGCGGAGUUACACCAGACAUGUUCGAUUUCAUUUUCCGUGAUUUUGGACUCGAACUUUUCGACCUCGAUUGGAAAGAUGUGCCAGCUCUCCCUAGCUGUUCCCGGGGUUUUGUAGCCCUCUUGCCCAGAAUUGAUCGGGCCAAGCCAAUUGAGGCAAUCCAGCUUUACGUGGAUGGGUCGUACUACCCCGACACCGGACAGGGGGCGCGAGCCGGCUGGGCGAUCUCGGCCUUAGGGCUUCAGCGUGGUGUCUGGGGUUGGAUAGGCUUGUGUGCGACCAGCACUCCUGCACGAGGGUCUUCUCGUACUCUUCAGACUUCGGUUGGAUCCUCAUACGAAGUUGAGCUCGCGGCUCUCUGCUACGCGCUCGCUGUUGCUUGUGCCUUGCCAGCGCCCACCAUGGUCGGUUACGAUUCAACUUCGGCAGGCGACAUUGCCAAGGGUGUUGUUACUGCUGAAGUCCAGACCGGCCUGACUUCGGCGGUUGCUUCCCUCGUCCAUCUGCUUGACGUGUUGGGUCGUCAGCCCAACUUCCUGCAUAUCAAGUCGCACCAGCAGCAUCCCCUCAACGAACUUGUAGACUGUGCUGCAAAGGCGGCAGCCAAUGGGCAUAUCUGCAGCCAUGUGCCUGAUACCCUGGCCGCUGCGGAAAGAGAGGGGGUGCUCUCGUGGCUGUGGGCGGCAAUCGGGGCCCUUGCUUCUGUACCGGCUCUCACCCCCGCUGGCCUCCUUCUCGACUGCAAUCCGCCUGCCACUGAGCCUGCUCUUUCUGAGCUUGUCGUUGACACCCCAUGCUCAGGCAGGACUGUUCUGCAUUUUCAAGUUGCGUCGUAUAAUUGUCUCUCACUCGCCUCCCAAGCCCAGAAAGAAUCCCUGUGCGACCAGUUUCGCCGGGCAGGAGCCUCCAUUAUCGGGCUCCAAGAAACUCGUGUGACCGGUGAGGCCCGUCAACACUCAGCCGACUUUCACAUCAUAGCGAGUGAUGCAGACCAGGGACAGCACGGAUGCCUGAUCUGGUUUUCCAAAAAGGCGAUUCUUGGCUGGCUAGAUGACACUCCCCUCCACUGGGAUGGGGCCGGCUUCAGUGUUGUCCUUCGCCGGCCACGGCUGUUGCUUGUUCUGGCUAAAGUUGGGACAUACCGGAUCGCAGUCCUCUGCGCUCAUGCCCCAACAUCCCGUGCCACAAUAGGGGUCCGCAGGGCCUGGUGGGAGGAGCUGCACAGAGCCUUCGGUAUGAUUCCCUGCAAUUGUGUGCCGUUGGUUACCAUCGAUGCCAACGCCCGCCUGGCGACCCCCCCUCAGUCAGAUGAAGACAAUGCGGCAUUGUUACGACGCUUCCUGGCCCGACACGAUUUGGCACAUUCUGCAUGCCAGGGCGAUGAUGGCUCAGAGAUUGGCUCCUGGAUCAGCCCCCUGGGCAAUGCAACCUGCAUCGAUUAUGUGCUGUACCCCCGGUCUCUGCAUGGAGGGGUCAAGUCUCUUGGUGUCUUCAGCGGUUUUGUCGGUUUGGUUGAGCACGACCACAAGCCCGUACGGAUCGAGUUGUCGGUCAGGCAGGAGGUCACGGUUGCUCAGUCUCGACCACGCCUGGACCUUCAAUGCCUGCGCACACCACGGGGCCAGCGAGCGCUACAAGAAAUGCUUCGUGCCAUGCCGCUGGUUCCGUGGAAUACGGGGGUCGACAUGCACCUCGAUGCCAUAAACCGUCACAUCAUGCAAGGCCUGGAAAAGAUCUGCCCCAAAGCACAGGCUUUUGCCAGAAAGCGCAUCACCUCCGCGCGAACCUGGGAUCUCAUACGCAGACGGCGCGAGCUACGCCGGCAGAGCCACCAACAAUGCCUUCACAUGCGACAUGCGCUGCUGGUCGACUGCUUUCGCUCCUGGCGCAGGGGGGCCCGCACCGUGUCGGUUGACACACAUCUGCAGGGGCUUCACUUAGGGUUCCUAGGCCUCCAGAUCAAGCGGAUCUCCCGCCGGAUCACUCAGUCCGCCAAACAGGAUUCGGCCGAGGCCUCUAGGCAGAUCUUUCAGGAUGCCAGACAAGCUGGACCGGAGAAACUUCACAAGCUCUUCAAGGGAGUGCUUAAGACGGGGCGAGGAUACAAGAAGCCCAACCUCACCCCAGCCCUCCUUCAGGCCGACGGCGUGCUUGCUCCGGAGCCGCUCGAUGUUCUGGGUGCCCAUUUCGCUACUGCAGAGCGUGCCACCAGGGUCGAUGCUGCGGACCUUCGUACACCGUCGGCUCGGACGGAGUGUCUCACAUUACAGGCCACUAAGACCUUCAGCAUACCCAACAUUAUCCACGCCUUUGGUGGCAUGGCAGCCAGAAAGGCACCGGGCAUCUCGGGGGUGCCGCCGGAAAUCUUCAGAUUCGCACCCUCCCAGGCCGCCAGCCUCCACAUGCCGCUGGUCUUAAAGAUGCUCCUCAGGGGCCAGACUCCGACCCUCUGGCGCGGCGGCCGGGCCGCGGCCAUCGAAAAACCUGGCAAAUGUUUGACAGACCCGGCCGGGUGGCGAUCGAUUAUGCUCAUGGAGGCAGGAGCUAAGGGCCUAGGGGCCGCCAUGAGGGCUGAACUUCUCUCGGGGUUCGAUAAGAUUCGGGUUGAAGGGCAAGGAGGGAGCCGACCAAAGGCUCCGAUGCAAGCUGCCAUGUCACAAAUCCGCGGAUUCGUGACCGACUUGAACCGUCGCCACCGCUCAGGCGGCGUGAUUUUCGUUGAUGGGCAGACGGCCUUCUAUGCCACUGUCCGGCAGCGACUUCUCGGCCGUGACGCCUCACAGCCUCUGGCAUAUCUGGAGCAUCUUGCGACCGUGCUUUUCGACGACAGUGAUGACCGGGACCGCUUCAUUGCUACCGCCCUUGCGCCAGGGCUGCUUGAGCACUGCCAGAUUUCGCCUGAGGUUCGGCGAAUGGUCGCUUCGCUACUAGACUCUACGUGGUUUAGCCUUACAGCCGGUGGAGACAGGCCGUACCUCACCCACACAGGCACCACGCCUGGGGCGCCCUUAGCAGAUCUCCUUUUUCAAUACAUCUUCGCGACAGUACUCCACCAACUCCGCAAAAAGCUUGAUGACCUUGAUUGUAGGGCGUUUGCUGGAGCGGACCUCCGGGUUCAGCUGCCCGACCCCACGUGGAUGGACGAUCUCUCGGUACCGUUCCUCGCAGAACGUGCCGUUGAUGUCGUCCCCCUUGCGUCAAAAGCAUUGGCCGAGAUCGCUGGGGCCAUGCAGCAGAUCGGGGUUCGGGUAAAUUGGGCGCAAGGCAAAUCCGAACUCUUGGCCAUCUUCCAUGGGGAGGGCGCGCGUUCGGAGAGAGCUCGCUGGAGCGCGGCCGAGGGAGGCACCUUCUGCGUCACAUCGCCUGAUGGAUCCGCUGUUCGCGCUCACAUUACGCCAGCCUACAUCCACUUAGGCUCUCUUGUGGAUGUACGUGGCGGUGACCUUGAGGACAUCAGGCGCCGUCGUGUCCUAGCCCGCGAGCUUCAGAGACCACUCAUGAAGCUCCUUUGCAAUCCCUUCUUGUCGCCCGCCGAGAAGCUCGACCUCUUGCUAUCUAUGCCGGUCGCCCGGUUCAAGCAUGGCAGUGGUCUCUGGCGCCUCCAAGGUCCAAAGGAGCACGAGGCCUUCAGAGCAGGAUACAUGGAACUGCUGCGCCGUGCCUUCAGGCCGAUUGUUGGCUGCUCGUCCAGAGGCUUGACGGACGAUGACAUUUGCGACGGCCUUGGCGUCCUCAGUGCGGACGAACUCCGCAUCACAGAGCUUGCCAGGCAUGCUGGCUGGCUUGUUGCUGAACGGUCGAGUUCCAUUCAAGAACUCUGGCUCAACGAAGGUGCUUGGCUGCAAGAGGCCAAAGCCGCUGUGGCGAGCUGUGCGCCAAGACAAUGGAAGGGCAGCUGUCCAUGGGCUGCACUAGUUCAGGAACCCAGUGCUAUCAAGCCGGGCAUCAAGGGUUUCGUCAAGCGCUGCAGAAGGAUCAGGGCAGAGAGGGGCGCUGACAAGGCGCCCAAAUGGCGGACAAUUGAGCAGGCCAGAAAGGAGGGUUGGAUUUUCUGUCAUUUCUCCACCGAAGCUGAUCACAUUGCUUGCCAUCGAUGCGAGAUUUGCAGCCGCAGUUUCAAAACCAGUGCUGCCUUGGCAGCGCAUCGGAGUAAGACUCAUGCUCGACAGGCUCUUGCCAGCCGGCUCGCUGGAGGCAGCCGCUGUGAAAUCUGUUGCGUCGAGUUUUGGAGCACACGGAGGCUCACGGAGCACCUCCGUAAGUCGGUUCGAUGCCUACAGGUGCUCGAAGCAUCAGACACCGAUCCUACGGAUCAUGUGCCGCAGCGCUUUCAUUUUGCGUGGCCUCCCGCGGCCGCAGCACAUGGGCCUAGGCCCUUCUGGGCCACACUAAGCCCAGAGGAGACAGCCAAGCCGACUGCUUCAGCAGCCCCGGUUGCAGCUUGGCCAAUUUUGCCAGACAUCAGUAAGGGCAUUUACUCCAAGGGUCUGUCCGGAUUUGUUCAGGCUGUUGUUGAGUUUGGGCUUGAUACGGGGCUUGGUUGCGAUGACGUGCCCAUUGGCCUUAUUGGUGUUCCGACCUGUUUGAAGGGGUUAGUGGAUUGCUGCCUUUUCAUUUCAGAGUCUUUCGGCUCAGCGCGAAGCGCGAGCUGGACUGUCAGGGGAUCCUGGGCUGUUUCAGUUGUCGGGAACCGGGCAGUUUUCAAACCUCUUUCUGCUCAGCUUGGCGGAGAGCUUCCCACGGAGUGGCAAGCUUGUCUGCCAUCUUGA